AGGGGGCGUGGCAUUCUGUGUUGCUAUGUUGUUCCCACAAGCGGUAGCGUGUCUGUGGGUGAGUUGUUUAAACCGUAGAAAGAAGGAGAAAGCGUAUUUCGCGAGUGAACGUAAAUGAGAGAAGCUAACUAAAGAAGCCAUUCCUUAGUAACAGCAGAGGAGGAUCUCCAAGAAGAUGAGUGCUGCAGCUUUGCAGAGUGGUGAUCAGGUAGUCCUUGAGGAAGACUAUGAUGAAAACUAUGUUCCAACAGAGACAGAGGUCAAAGAAUAUGCCAAAGAGAUUGGCAUUGACCCCGACAAGGAGCCAGCGUUGAUGUGGCUGGCAAGAGAUGGUAUUAUGGCACGGUUGCCAAAAGAGUGGAAGCCCUGUCAAGAUGUGAGCGGUGAAAUCUACUAUUUCAACUUCUCCACCGGUCAGUCCACUUGGGACCAUCCCUGUGACGAGCAGUACCGAAACCUGGUGAUUAAAGAGAGGGCCAAGCUGCAGGUUAGAGGACAGGGGCAGCAGAAGAAGGAGAAGAAGAAGAAAAAGGAGAAGAAGGAGCCUACAGUGUCCACCCUGCUGGCCCCUGUUCAUGUCCCCCCAGGUGCUCUGUCUCCUUUACGUGCCUCGGUAGAGCCAUUUAUUGCAGGGGGCAACGGAGCAAUGUUAGAACCACUGAGGACAUCAGGCCGGAUGAGUUCAUUGUAUUCUGGAGAGCAGCAGGUAGCCACUUCAGGACCUGGUAACAGUCUGCUUCGAAUUGGCCAUGGAGAGAAGGUGUCGCUCUCCCUGCCUGGCUUUGAUGAAGAGGAAGAUAAAGACACAGAUCAAGAGAGCCUCCUGAGUACGGGUCGACUACUCCAAAAUCUGCACGUUGAUGUGACCUCGCUAGGCUGUGGCUUUGAAUAUGAGGACAGUGAGAGUGUGGAUAAGGUCCCCCACACCGUCCCACUGGAAGAGCCGACUGAGCCAGAGUUGCAGGACCUGGUGGCCUCCGAGGAUGAGGGUGGAGGCAGCAUACGAGAGGGAUCUGUAGAUGGCACCUUCCACUCUUCCCCCUCUUCUGGGAGUCGCGCUUCCACACCCACUCCUGCACUGGAAGAAGCUAAAGAAGCAUGUGGAGCAAAGGAGACAUUGGGAGUGCAGAAGGGUAGACUCAUAGAGAUGGAUGAGACGGGUGCUGCGGACACUCGGGGCGAGGAGCAAUGUGACCUGCAGGAGCCUGACAGUCAUGAGGGCACAAAGAAAAAAGGCAUGUGGGAAGCAGACAAGGAGAGGCAGAAGAGGGCCGAGGCUGCAGAGAGGCGUCUUAGAGAGUCCCUUCAACAAGGAGAGGAGGAGGCUGUGUCUGAAAAACUGAGCCGUGAGAAAGAAGACAGACUGAGGAAUCUGAAGGAACAACUAGAAAAGGAAUUUGAAACAAAGGAGAAGGAGCUGCGAGAAGAGUCCCAUGAGAAGUUGGAGCAACUGAAAGCCAAAAUGAAAGCUGAGGCUGAGGAGAUGGAGCAGAACUUGAGACAGCAACACCAGGAGGAGCUGAAGAAAGUCCAAUUUGAUCUUGAUGCCGAUUUUGAUGCCCAGAAGGCGGAGCUGCUGGAAAAACACGAGAAGGAGAUGGAGGAGGAGAGAAGCCACCUGAACACCCAAUGGGAGCACAAACUGGAGGAGAUGAGGAGCUCACUGGACAAGGAGAGAAAGGAGGCACUCACGAAACUGGAGAAGCAACACUCUGAGGAACUGCAGGAACUCCGCAACACUAUGGAGGAGAGUCACAAGAAGGAGAUAAGCAACCUGCAGAAACAACUUAGUGAAGAGCAAAGCAGUGAGCGAGACCAAGCGGAUGUUCUCGAGACGCAGAGGAGGGUCCAGCAAGUUUCGGAGUAUGAGAAGACGCUGACUGACCUUCUCCAGGAAAAGAGACUGGAAGUGGAGCGGGAGCACGAGGCAAAACUGGAACAGCUGCGGGAAGAACACCGGGCUGCACUGGAGCACAUCAGGGAAGAGCAUCAGGAAGAGGAACAAAAGCAAAGGGCCAGCCUUUUGGCCAUCCUUCUUGAAGAACGGGAACGCCUCCUGGCCAACCAGUCCCAGGAAAUGAAUGAGCUGAGGACAGAGUUGGAGAGGCAGCUGCAGGAGAUGCGCCAGGCUUACGAUGCCAAGGAAGCCCAUCUGCAAGAUUUGGAAGAUCAACUGGACUUGAAAGCCAGAGAGCUUAAUACAAAGAGUGGUCAACUGCAGUGCCAGGAAGAGCUGCUGAGGAAGAAGAUGAAGGAGCUGAACGAGGAAGAGGAGCAGUUUGCUAAAGAAGAUCAGAAGAACAAACAUGAGAAAAUAGAUGCGCUACAGGACACAAUUCGUAGUGCCUGCGUCGAGGUAGACAGGCUGCAGGAGAAGAAGAUCAGUCUGGAGUCCGAGGUGGAGCUGUUGCAGGACCGCAAGCAACGUCUGCAUGACAGAGUCAGGGAGCUUGAGAAGUUAGUAGACCGGAAGCAGGAAAGUCUCCGAGCCAUCGGUCAGCCUGACCAACCUGUGACUGGCCAAGAAGAAGAAGCUCUGCGUGCAGACGACUUAAAAGCAGGGACUGAAGAACAAAGCCCUCCCCAGAACCUCGAUGACAGCGUCCGUCACUACGUCUCCUCUCAGGGAGUGUCACUGCAGAAGGCGCGGCAGUUUCUGGACCGCCAGACGAGUUCCUUGCGCCGCAGGCAGGAGGUUCUGAGGUUAGCCACGCGGCAGGAGAACGAUGACCCGCUGGAGAGUGACGGUUCCUUGCAGGACUUCCGCAGUCAUUUGAAACAGGAAUUAAAUCGGGUCAGUGAGAUGAAGGCCGCCAUGCAGAAGAGCCAGAUGUUGCUUCUCAGGAAGGAGGAGCGACUGAGCCAGCUGGAGAGCUCUUUACAUGAAGAAAUCUCGGAUGAGGACAGCACGAGAGGUAAAGAAGACAAGAAGGUGACCUUUGACUUGAGUGAUACCGACCUGAGCAGUGUGGACAGUGAAGAUCUGCCCUUAGCGCCAGAACCUCUGGAGUCCCCCUCGUCCAAAAAGGUCCACUACCUAAACCUGUCUCUUCAGCGCAUAUCUCAGGAGCUAAACAAAGUAUUAGGAGCACUGGGCUCUAUGGGCCAACAUCAGUCGACUCUCUUCUCCCGGCCUGAACAUCCGCCUCGUAGCUUUGUAGCAGCAGCAGCUACAGCCCCCAAUGUGGACCAGAUGUUGGCUGACAAGUGGAUUAAGUACUUCCCAGGUGGCAUUCCUGAGAUGCCUAGUGCAGUGUCCCCCUUUGCCAGCACAAUUGGCUACCAGCCUGCCAGCGAACGACUUCGGCGGAUGAGGAUGACCUUACCGAAAAACAACAGCGCCGAGCAGCAGCAGCGUCUGCAGAGCCUGAUCCGCUCCAAUAAGAAGUGGCUGGAAACUUUCAAGAAGGACCCCAAAGUACCUCUCCUGACGCGCUCAGUGCCUACACCCGGCUCUGGUCUGCUGCAGCUGGGCUUGGAUGAAAACAAUCAAAUCAAGGUGUAUCGCUACUGAGUCCCCCCCACGGCCCCUUUCUUUAGAUGGGUGCCCACCCUGCUACAUCCAGUGGUGAGAUCAGAUGGAAGGAAGGACGCACGGAGCCGCCGUUUGUAACAACAAGUCACCUUUAAUAAAGCAGAUGACCUUCUGCUGGACACAUGAUGGGACUGGACAUGUGACCCCAGGUUACUUUUCCACUCCCUGCCCUCUUAGUGGACAGCCCCAGUGAAGGCCCAGCCCCAGCUGUCCAUUGUUAAUAAAUAGAAAAUAGAAAAAGAAAGAUGGCUUUUGUGCCUGAAAUUGGGCAGUGGCUGCUCCUCCUCCUCCUCCUCCUUCUAAUUUGGCAUUCGGAACGAAUCUCAAAAAUUUGGGCUUGGCACCAGUUGAGAAAUCAGGCUGGAAAGAAAGAGCCCUGCCGUGGCAGCUUUUUGUCUCUUAAAGCAGAACGGCGAGGGGACGGUCACCGCAGCACUCCCUCCUUCAGUUCAUGAAUUGCGUGUAACCCUCGGCCCCAGUGACUAUCACGUCCAUCCAGAUCCUCAUCGCUUCCGGAGAUGGAGCCACCAUGUAGUAAAGGCGAUCGUGCGUCUUCACACAGAAGGUCAGUGCUGGGUUUGGACUCUGCAACGAGAAAAGGGAGACUGGCAUGAAGCCCACCGAGCACCCAUCCGGGCGUCCACUCGACGGAAUCACUGGGCAAGAAGGACAAGGUGCAGUAGGUUGGGUUGGGUUGUGUAGCCUUCUGGGAUGGAGGACCCUUUUUUUUUUUCUCUUCCAAUAAAAUUUACUUUUGCUACUUUUAAA
Messenger RNA from Erpetoichthys calabaricus (reedfish), 4303 nucleotides. RefSeq names its product centrosomal protein of 164 kDa. Lineage: Eukaryota; Metazoa; Chordata; Cladistia; Polypteriformes; Polypteridae. The transcript has 29 exons. The coding region runs from base 176 to 3514 and encodes 1112 amino acids. The record is from RefSeq and is a predicted model, not a curated record. Gene Ontology annotation, molecular function: protein binding.